Colletotrichum godetiae is the source of this 844-nucleotide messenger RNA. RefSeq lists its product as uncharacterized. Bases 112 to 471 code for a protein of 119 amino acids. The transcript has a single exon. The record is from RefSeq and is a predicted model, not a curated record. Lineage: Eukaryota; Fungi; Ascomycota; Sordariomycetes; Glomerellales; Glomerellaceae.
AUGCAUGUAUCUUGACUGAUAGUCGUAGCACCAUCAGUCCACUGUGCUCAAAAUUAGCACCAUUGCUUUGAAACGUCAACACCAUAGUCAUUCUCCUCACUCUACUUCAAAAUGCGUGUUCAAACCCUUCUUACUGCUGUCGCCGCUUGCGCUUCAUUGGCUUACGCCGCGCCGGUUGCCGCUGAGGCGUACGGCCCUCCUCUCAACCCUCACAUCCCGGCCGUUGAGUCCAAACGAGAAAACACGGUUGAAGCCUAUGGUCCUCCCGUCAAUCCUCACAUUAUCUCGAAAAAGGAUGCUGUUGAGGCUUACGGCCCUCCCACCAAUCCUCACAUCAUUUCAAAGAAGGACACUGUUGUCGAAGCUUACGGUCCUCCUCUGAACCCGCAUAUCCCCGCCGUUGAUACCAAGAGAGACGCGGCCGAAGCUUACGGUCCUCCCACGAACCCUCACAUCAUUUCGAAGGAGUAGGGAAGUCGAAGAAGAGUUUCGUACAAAAGGAGCAGCAAGGCAACGGUCGAAGAAAGCAAGAGGCGAGGAACUGUGGGAUUGUUUGGAUGGCCCGCUGAAAUAGACGUAUUUUACUACUUGGAGGACACAGAAGUACUAUUUAAACAAUAUGAAGCCAAACAAAAGGAAUUAACUCAAGCUCAGUAAGGUAUUUAAGGCUGCAAAAGACAAAAAAGGGAUGUGCGCGACGUUUAGACCAUUUCCGAGUUUAUUUUACUUCAUGGUGGCACUAUAGUUGCUGCAAAAUCAAAGGAUUUCCGAAACCGAGAAUCGAACUCGGGGCUAUGCCUAACCUCUCCAGAUAAUGAGAGGGCAUCAUGUUGGCCACUACACC